AUGGGCCGGACUUUUGCCCGUAUCAACCUUGCAUCCACGAACGACUUCCCUGCUCACAAGAACGACAAGAUCAAGGGAUGGGUCGAGCACAAUGGCGGGGCCUUCUCCAAGGAAAUCACUGCCUCCGUGACACAUCUUGUGGCAAGCCCCAGAGCUUGGAAGAGCUAUGUUCCCGUUGUCAAGGAGGCGCGCCGACUUCGAACCAUCCACAUUGUGAGACUUGAAUGGCUUGAGGACAGUCUCCUGAGCAAGAGUCGCCGUCCACUUGACACAUUCAAAUAUGAGUACGAGCACCGCAAGAUCCUUAAGCCGCCGCGACCUCGACAACGUAGGACAGCGGACGGCAGUCUGACUCACUGCUCUAGUGACGACGCAGACGGGGGAGUACUGAGAGCCGCAUCAAGAAUAGACAAGAUCCAAGAACUAAAGAUGAAGAAACAGCAAUCUCAGGCACUGGGGAGGAUCGGCAAGGCGGAGAGGCUCGAAGUAUCAGGUAAGAAAUUUGAUGCUGAGUGCAUCCAAUUCGAAAAAGACAUGGCUGCUAAGAAUUAUCGUCCAUUUGUCGACAGCAAGGGCUUCAUCUAUCUUUUGACCCUGGUCAGAAAGGACAAGUUGAGAAACAGGCUGGAGAAACAUCGAGUCAAGGUGCGUUAUGCACCAUAUUUCACCUUUGAGCACAAAACAUCGUAUGAAGUUUCGCACGAAAACCCACUCGUCCAUCACAAAAGGUCACAUGUGGACGCUCGGCUGGCUUGUGACAAGGCAAUGCCUUCGAUUGGAGACCGGGAUUCAAGACCCAGCAUGGUGAAAAUUGCAUCCAGCGAGUCGAAGGCCAUCCUUCCCCCUUGCCCAAUGCCCCUGUACUACUUCCCCAAGCCAUACCCAUAUUCCGCAUACCCAGUUCUGGCUAGUGCGCUCCCCAGAAAAUUGACAAUGUCCAAUCCUCAUCUUCGUGUUCGCAUUCCGGACCCAUGGGCUCAGGGUUUGCAGCUUUUCGAAUACGAGCCACCAAACACCGGAGCUGGCCAUGGAGACGCGAGCCAAAAGCGCACGAAAGAAUACGCAUGCUACACGAUCUAUAGCCGACCAGGUCACCGACAUGUGGAGACCCUUGCACCUCCUGGAAGUACCUUCGACUUUGCUUGGAACAUGUUUCGAAAAAUAUUCAAGCAGAAAGUGGGAGUGGACUGGGAAACGCGUGAUAUGGAUCGGGAGGGAGAGCGGAAAGAUGAGAGUGAAGAGAGUCGAAUCGGGGGAGAAGAUGGAGCUGAUGAUGGGAGGCUCUGGAAUUUCUUUGGACCAUUGCGUCUCAAGCAGCAGGCCAAGUCGGAAGAGGACCAAUCUACCUUGAAUGGCGGAACGGAGAGACGGCCAAGUGCGACGGUGGUUGUCAACACACCUGAAGUAGGAGAGGAGCAGCCGAUCGAAGUCCAAGCGAGGACGCCAGACGGCGGAUGGUGA
Exophiala aquamarina CBS 119918 is the source of this 1461-nucleotide messenger RNA. RefSeq lists its product as uncharacterized. NCBI's taxonomy places the organism in Eukaryota, Fungi, Ascomycota, Eurotiomycetes, Chaetothyriales, Herpotrichiellaceae. The coding region runs from base 1 to 1461 and encodes 486 amino acids. The record is from RefSeq and is a predicted model, not a curated record. The transcript has 4 exons.